Sesamum indicum (sesame) is the source of this 1239-nucleotide messenger RNA. The record is from RefSeq and is a predicted model, not a curated record. NCBI's taxonomy places the organism in Eukaryota, Viridiplantae, Streptophyta, Magnoliopsida, Lamiales, Pedaliaceae.
AUGGGUGGUAAGGUGUACACCAUUGUCAAAUAUUAUCUGGGCAAAGGCGAAAGGCUUUGCAACAUAGAUCCAGAUAAGUAUAGUUAUAUGGACUUUAUUGAAGAUAUUAAAGAUUUACAUGGUGUUUCCAAUAACAAUAUUAAGAUUAGAUGUGAACUCAACAAAUGGGCUAGUGCUGUUGUUCCUAAUAUUGUGAAAGAACUUAACAAUAUCAAAGAAGAGUCCAAUAUAUGUCAACUCUCAGUGGCUGGGGAUCUUAAGUUUGAGGUGCAAGAUCAAAAUGUUAACUACAUUGUGAAUUUGAAGGGUAAAGCACGUAAUUGCAUGGUUUGGUAUAUUUCCGGGAUUCCUUAUAAGCAUGUUGCCUUGGGUAUAGCUCAUAGGAGAGAGGAUAUAAAGAGUUACACAGACAAUAGGUUUUCAACUGCAAAAGACAUUGUAUCUGAUAGGGACAACGUCUUCACUAAUCAUUUCUGGAAAGAGUUAUUCAACCUAACUGGAGUGUCCUUGGACAUGUCGUUUGCCUAUCAUCCUCAAACUGAUGGCCAGACUGAGAGAGUGAACCAAUGCCUGGAAAUUUACCUCAGAUGCAUGUGUCACCAGCACCCCAGAAAAUGGUCUCAGUGGAUUUCACUUGCAGAAUUCUGGUUUAACGCCACCUUUCACUCAGGAUUUAAGGCUACUUCUUUUGAGGCCUUGUAUGGAUAUCCCCCUAAUCAACUGCCUAUUGGUCCUUACUUGCAUAGUCACCAUUCUGAUGUUGAGGAACUGAUGAAGAAUAAGGUCGAGAUCCUCCAACUGUUGAAGGAAAAUCUCCAGAAUGCACAGCAGAGGAUGAAAAUUUAUGCAGAUAAAAAGAGAACAGAGAGAGAGUUUGAAGUUGGGGAUGAGGAGGAAUUUAACGCUUCAGUGAGCUAUUUUGGGCCUUAUAAAGUGGUUGAAUGGAUUGGGAAUGUGGCUUACAAGCUUGCCCUUCCACUAGAGUUGAAGAUACAUCCUAUCUUCCAUGUCUCCCUCUUGAAGAAGAAGAUUGGUUCUAAGUACAUGCCAUCUAUAAACUUGUCUGAACUUGAAGAUGAAGUUUACAAGGUCUAUCCCUUAGCAAUUCUGGCAUGGAGACUCAUUCCAAGGAACAAUGUUGGAGUUCCACAAGUCCUCAUUCACUGGUCACACUCCUUCCCUGAACAGGUUACUUGGGAGGAUUACUACUCCAUGGUUGCAAAAUUCCCACCAUUUUGA